Molecule: messenger RNA, 164 nt
Organism: Racocetra persica
Lineage: Eukaryota; Fungi; Glomeromycota; Glomeromycetes; Diversisporales; Gigasporaceae
Source: the annotation of a GenBank genome assembly
UCGCAUUAUUAUUGUUUGAUGAUGAAGUGAUUGUCAGCGAAUUGGAGGAUGUUGAAGAGUCUGAUUUCGUUGAUAGUAAAUAUUCUUGUACAUGUUCAAAAAGUUCCGAAAGUAAUAAUUCGUCUGAUGCGAUUAAUAAGUCUAGAAUAUCUGUAUUGUCAUGA